This is a messenger RNA of Pyricularia pennisetigena, 2970 nucleotides long. RefSeq lists its product as uncharacterized. Bases 1 to 2970 code for a protein of 989 amino acids. The transcript has 4 exons. The record is from RefSeq and is a predicted model, not a curated record. Lineage: Eukaryota; Fungi; Ascomycota; Sordariomycetes; Magnaporthales; Pyriculariaceae.
AUGGCCAGGGGAGAUCGAAUUAAUAGUCCGCAAUAUCAAAGCCGUUGGUUGGCUCGUGAAAAAGUUGUCGACUGGACAAGUUUACUCGUCCUCGUCGCUGAAAACCUCCUCACCACGCUUCCUCCUGGCCAUACGCUCCUUCUUCUUCUUACGGGCCUCUGCGCUGGUAAGCUUCUUAGCCUUCUUGGUGCUGACAAUCUUGUUGCCCAUGGCGUCGAACUUCUCCUCCUCCUCGCCCUCGUCGGCCUUGAGGCGGGGACCAGAGCCCUGGCCUUGCACCCAGUUGUGGCCGGAAGGUGUCAUCUUUCCGUCAACGACAGCCCAGACUUCCUCAGUCAGGUCCUUGGUGAACUCAGACGAGUGAGUGAUGAUGAUGACACCACCCUCGAACUUCUUGAGCGCCUUGGACAGGGCACCAAGAGAGUCACGGUCCAAGUAGUUGGUAGGCUCGUCGAGGACGAUCAGGUGAGGACGCUGCCACGAGCAGGCGGCAAGGACGACCUUGACACGCUGACCACCGGACAGACCACGCAUGCGCGAGUGGGAAACCAGCUCGGCAUCGAGACCGAAGUUGGCGCAGUGGCUCUCAAUCUCCUUACGGACCAGAGGACGGAACUGACCAGAGGCAAGAGCUUCCUUCAUGUCGACCUCGGCAACCAUCUUCUGGUGGGAAGCGAGCAGCUCCGAACGAGGGAGCCAGGCGUUAGCGAACGUGCACUCGUACUCGUACGAGUUCUUGAACUUUCUGCGGGCGUUGAUGCCGAUGACGCGGCGUUGGGUACCCUCGACCUUGAAGAUCUUGUCCAUGGCCUUCUCGUCCUCCUCAGUGAUGAUCUUGUUGGCACGGUCCAUGGUCUCACGGUCCUCACCAGUCUGGAAACGCCACUGAAUGUACUCGGAAGGAGUCUUGUCCAAGUGGUUGUCGAUGUGGGCGAAUGCGUGCUGCUUGAUGUAGGCGAUACGGAUGUUCUCGUGCUGGUAGAUCUCACCGGCAGUGGGGAUGAGCUCACCAGUCAGGACGUUGAUCAGAGUAGACUUGCCGGCACCGUUGGGACCAAUGACGGCAAUACGGGAGCCGAGAGAGCACUGGAAGGUGAUGUCACUGAUCUGGGGCUUGGAGGUACCAGGGUACUGGAAGUCCAUCUUGGUGGCACGGAGGAUGGCCUUGGCCUUGGUCUUGACACCCUCGAGGAAACCGGGCUCGGGGAAGGUGAACUCGAUCUCGGAAGCGCCAAGCUCGUAGUAAGACUUGGCCGAAGGGCACUUCUUGACGAACUCCUUCAGGUUACCACGGUAACGCUUAAGCUUGAAGCGCUCGUAGUGAAUGAUGUGCUGGCAGACGUUGUCGAGGAAGCCCGAGUCGUGCGAGACGAUGAUGGAGGUGCAAGGAGAGUUCUGGAGGUACUCCUCGAGCCACUUCACGUUCUUCACGUCCAAGUGGUUGGUGGGCUCGUCGAGCAGCAGAAUGUCGGGGGACUCGAACACGGCACGGCACAAAGCCAGCUUCAUCUUCCAACCACCAGACAGAGCGGUGAUCUCACCCGAAACCAUGGCGUCGGUGAAACCGAACUCGUUGAGGCGCUUGAUGACAUCGUCGCGGGUAACCGUGACCUUGGCCUCCUCCAACUUCUUCAUGGUCCAGUCAAUGGUGGUCAUCUCAGUGUCGGCAGAGUCCAGGUCGUGCUCGACGAAGACGGUCUUGACCUCGCUCUGCUUGGGGAAGCCCUCGACCUGCUCAUUGUUGAUGGCGCGCAUGAGAGUGGACUUUCCGGAACCGUUGGGACCGCAAAGACCGUAGCGCUGGCCACGCUUGAGACGAAGGUGGGUCUGGUUGAGAAGAAUCUUGGCACCGUAGGCGAGCGAGAAUGUGCAGUUGCACAGGUCCUCUCCCUCCUCGUCGUCAGCCUCCUCCUCCUCAGCAUCGGCAAGACCGGGGGAAGCCUUCUUGCGGAGGGCCUCGACAAUGCCCUCAGCCUUGGCAUCGCCAACAAUGACGCUGACGUAAGGCUUAAGGGCAGUGGCCCAGGCAGCGGCAUCAACCUCCUUCUCGUCGACGAGCUGGCCACCAAUGGCGGCAAUGUACUCGAUAACAGGAGCGAACUUCUCAGCCUUGGCAUCCUUCUCGCUGGAGAGAACGUCCCGGACGUGGGCGGCGACGGUGGCAACGUCACCGUCGUUGCGGCGUUCAGGGAUCUUGCCGUCAACGACGUUACCGACGCGGAUAAGAGUGUCAAGACCCUGCUUGGUCUUCUCACGAGCCUCGGGGUCGGCCAUGUUCUCGUAGUUCUUCUCCAGGUUGGGCAUGAGCCUGGGAAGGAAGGCGGCGACGAUGUUGGGGUCGUCGACGAGCUUGCACAUGUUGUCGACGAUGACGGCCGCCUUACGCUUGAUGGCAGUGUCACGCUCCUGAAGACCACGCUCCAGGAGAGGAACCAUCAAGGCCAGGGUGGGCUCAGUGACCUCCGUGACGAAGGUGGUGGCACCCAGCAAGUGGACGGUCUCGGGGACGUUCUCGGGCUUGGCGAUACACUUGAUGAGCUCAGGAAUGAAGCGCUCGAUAUCCCUGUUGACAAUCAAGCUGCAAAUGUUCUCCAUGAUCUUGUAGGCAUGCUCCUUAACCUCCUUCUUGGUGUCCCACAUGGCGUCGCCAACGACGGGGAUGAGGUCGGGAACACGAAGGGCAGUCUGGGCGGGGGCGGUCUUGACAAGAGUCUCGAUGAAGUCGAGAACAGCAAUCUUUUCAGGCCACUUCUGGGCGGUGAUCUUGUCGCCGGCAGCGGCGAACACGCUCGGCAGAAGGACAACCAGGAAAGGCUCGACGUGAGCCGAAACAUCAGAGUGUUGAGCGAUGGCCUGGAUGGCGCAAAGAGCCUUCUCGCGAACCGCGGCAUCCUUCUUGUUGCCGAGCUGCUUCUUGAGAGCCUCGAUGGUCCUGAAAAGAGCAAGAGGGUCAGCGCCAAGAUCCACUAA